This is a messenger RNA of Pseudoliparis swirei, 979 nucleotides long. It is a transcript of the gene rpl19, whose product is annotated as ribosomal protein L19. Lineage: Eukaryota; Metazoa; Chordata; Actinopteri; Perciformes; Liparidae. Gene Ontology annotation, cellular component: cytosolic large ribosomal subunit; ribosome. Gene Ontology annotation, molecular function: RNA binding; structural constituent of ribosome. The transcript has 5 exons. Gene Ontology annotation, biological process: translation. The record is from RefSeq and is a predicted model, not a curated record.
GUUAAGAUGAACGUUUUUAAACCACCUAUCUUGCCAAUAAAUCACACGAGUGUCUCCUUAAUCGUUACAUGAAAGAUUAAACAUUCCCAACAACACCCAACACAUGUUCACGUGCGUCUGUGUAACACGUAGCAGACGGAAAAGCCAUGUUGCCGCCCCGGCGGUUUGACCCGUCAGCUGUGCGGCUAACGGCGGUUUCGCCGCUGACACGUCGUGACAACACGGCGACACGUUGCGGCAGCGCGUUUGAUACACCCGCAGAAGUCGAGGGUGGCAGUUUACUUGAGGUGUGUAACCUGGGUCGCGUGUGUCCUGCGUUAUGCUCAGGCUCCAGAAGAGGCUGGCCUCCAGCGUCCUGCGCUGCGGCAAGAAGAAGGUCUGGCUGGACCCCAACGAGACGAACGAGAUCGCCAACGCCAACUCACGUCAGCAGGUCCGUAAAUUGGUGAAGGAUGGUCUCAUCAUUCGCAAACCUGUAACUGUCCACUCCCGCGCCCGCUGCCGCAAGAACACACUGGCACGUCGCAAGGGAAGACACAUGGGAGUUGGUUAGAGAAAGGGUACAGCCAACGCUCGUAUGCCAGAGAAGUUAUGCUGGAUGCGCCGCAUGCGGAUCCUGCGCCGUCUGCUGCGUCGCUACAGGGAGGCCAAAAAGAUCGACAGGCACAUGUAUCACAGCCUCUAUCUGAGAGCCAAAGGUAAUGUGUUCAAGAAUAAGCGCAUCCUCAUGGAACACAUCCACAAGUUGAAGGCAGACAAGGCUCGCAAGAAGCUCCUCUCCGAUCAGGCCGAGGCUCGGCGCACAAAGACAAAGGAGGCCCGCAAGCGCAGAGAGGAGCGCCUCCUGGUCAAGAAGGAGGAGUUCAUCAAGACCCUGGCCUUGGAGGAGGAGAUGUCCAAGAAGUGAUCUGGUUAUGUCGACCCUGCCUGACGCCUCCACAUGUCAAGUGCUGACAAUAAAAGUGCACAUAAAGACAGU